AUGGUCUCAAAAGCAAUAAGAACCGGUGCGUUGGAACGAGUGAAGCAAGCAUCUGAAGACGUUGAAGCUGUCGAACAACCUCAAAAGAAGCAACUACGAGUGGAUCAACAGGGAGACCAGAUACAAGUUCACGUCGUGCCUUCCCAAAAUGGGGACUCUCAACUAACGAUGCCCUCUUCACAGAUCGAAGAAGUAACGGAUGAUAUUUGCUCGAAACCUUCAAUAGUGCGGCAAAAUCUACUGGGACCAUUGAGCUUCGACGACUUAUACUACACCUGA
Messenger RNA from Haemonchus placei, 279 nucleotides. NCBI's taxonomy places the organism in Eukaryota, Metazoa, Nematoda, Chromadorea, Rhabditida, Trichostrongylidae. The record is from the annotation of a GenBank genome assembly.